AUGUCCUCAGAUACUUCAGACACUGCAAUCUUGAAUGAGGAAAACGAUUCUUUGAUUCAUGAAACUGGGUCCUCAAUAAUGGAGAAUUUCAAAUCUCUGGCUGCAGGCGGUGUCGGUGGCGUGUCAGCCGUUGCCACGGGACAUCCUUUCGAUUUGGUUAAAGUCAGAUGUCAGAAUGGUCAAGCAAUCAACGCUAAAGACGCAGUUUUGCAAAUUUGGAGUAAUUCAAAAGGUCAUGGGUUGUUCCCCAUUAAUUUGGUAAGAAACUUUUACAAAGGUGUCAUACCACCAUUGUUGGGAGUGACGCCAAUCUUUGCCGUCUCAUUUUGGGGUUACGAUGUCGGUAAGAAAAUAGUCAGUUACAAUAAUAAUUAUUUGACAAAUCUGUCCACUUCACAGAUGGCCGGUGCUGGGUUCAUUAGUGCCAUUCCAACAACUCUAAUUACGGCGCCCACGGAAAGAAUUAAAGUCGUUUUGCAAACUUCAAAAAAUAAGCAGAGUGUCGCUACAGCCGCUUCUAAGAUCUUACAUGAUGGUGGGAUCACUUCUCUUUUCAAAGGUUCGUUAGCAACGUUAGCAAGAGAUGGUCCAGGUAGUGCUUUGUAUUUUGCAUCAUAUGAGGUUGUUAAGAAAAAAUUGAAUAAAGAAAGUGAUCAAUUGAGUGUGAAGAACAUUUGUCUUGCCGGGGGGAUUGCUGGUAUGUCAAUGUGGCUCGUUGUUUUCCCCAUUGAUACAAUAAAGACUAAAUUACAAGCGUCAUCUACAAAACAAUCAAUGAUUAAUGCCACCAGAGAGAUAUAUUCAUCAAGAGGUGGUAUAAAAGGGUUUUUCCCGGGUUUGGGUCCCGCCUUAUUGAGAUCAUUUCCUGCAAAUGCAGCUACAUUUUUAGGCGUCGAGUUGACACAUUCAUUUUUUAAAAGAUAUAACAUCUGA
This is a messenger RNA of Kazachstania africana CBS 2517, 933 nucleotides long. RefSeq names its product carnitine:acyl carnitine antiporter (gene CRC1). Gene Ontology annotation, molecular function: O-acyl-L-carnitine transmembrane transporter activity. Gene Ontology annotation, cellular component: mitochondrial envelope. The record is from RefSeq and is a predicted model, not a curated record. Bases 1 to 933 code for a protein of 310 amino acids. Lineage: Eukaryota; Fungi; Ascomycota; Saccharomycetes; Saccharomycetales; Saccharomycetaceae. Gene Ontology annotation, biological process: mitochondrial transport; carnitine transmembrane transport. The transcript has a single exon.